GUUAUAGCUUACAGCUGCAAGAGACCUUUUGAUUUAAAAAUUUGAUAUUUAUUGUUCCAUUAAAUUAUAAAUUAUUAUUUUAUUUAUUAUUUAAUAAUAAUAGUCACAAUUUAGAUUUGUUAUAAAAUGUCUUCAAUUAUGAUGAAUAAUCUUCGUAAUAGUAAUGGUCUUUGUCGACUUUUUAUGCCCUUGUACAAUACCAAUGCGGUCCGUAUACAACAAACACAAACAUCUUCAGCUACAUUAUCAUCACCAUCACCUUCGGCUAUUAAUGAAAAACCAAAACGAAUGAAAACGUUCGAAAUAUAUCGUUGGGAUCCAGAAAAACCUGGAAUGAAGCCUUAUUUACAUAAUUAUAAAAUUGACCUCAACGAAUGCGGUCCAAUGGUAUUAGAUGCAUUGAUCAAGAUUAAAAAUGAAGAUGAUCCUACGCUCACAUUUCGACGAUCAUGUCGUGAAGGAAUAUGCGGUUCUUGUGCUAUGAACAUUGAUGGUACAAAUACUUUGGCUUGUAUAGCCAAGAUUAGUGAUGUGGAUAAAGUAACCAAAGUACUACCAUUGCCGCAUAUGUUUGUCGUCAAAGAUCUGGUACCGGAUUUAACCCUAUUCUAUGAGCAAUAUCGUUCCAUACAACCAUAUUUGCAACGUAAAGAUAAUGUUCCAGUUGGCGAUCGACAGAAUCUGCAAUCAAUUAAAGAUCGUGAAAAAUUGGACGGCCUUUAUGAAUGUAUUCUAUGUGCUUGUUGUUCGACUUCUUGUCCAAGUUAUUGGUGGAAUCCCGACCGAUAUCUUGGUCCGGCAGCUUUGAUGCAAGCCUAUCGAUGGGUGAUCGAUUCUCGUGAUCAGGCUACCGAAGAACGCCUUGAACGUCUAAAGGAUCCAUUUUCUUUGUUCCGAUGUCAUACAAUUAUGAAUUGUACACGAACCUGUCCGAAACAUUUGAAUCCAGGUCGAGCUAUAGGUGAAUUGAAGAAACUGACUUCAGGAAUGGCUCAGAAACCUGCACCAGAUAUGCAAACACAGUGAUUUGUUAUAGAUUUUUUUUUAGAAAACAAUAACAAAUAUAUGAAAAUGAAAGCAAUAUCUAUCAGAUACUUAAUUUUUUUGUUCUUGCUCUAGCCUAUUGUUUAGACCGAAAUUCUUUGUGUUGUAAGGUCAUGAAAUAAAUUCGACAUCCACCAAUGAUGAUCGCGGUCUUUGGUGGGUUAGCAAUAAUAAAAAAAAUAAUUUUGAUUCAAA
Dermatophagoides farinae (American house dust mite) is the source of this 1239-nucleotide messenger RNA. RefSeq names its product Succinate dehydrogenase, subunit B (iron-sulfur) (gene SdhB). Gene Ontology annotation, cellular component: mitochondrial membrane. Lineage: Eukaryota; Metazoa; Arthropoda; Arachnida; Sarcoptiformes; Pyroglyphidae. Gene Ontology annotation, biological process: tricarboxylic acid cycle; aerobic respiration; respiratory electron transport chain. Gene Ontology annotation, molecular function: oxidoreductase activity; electron transfer activity; 2 iron, 2 sulfur cluster binding. The record is from RefSeq and is a predicted model, not a curated record.